This is a messenger RNA of Aspergillus nidulans FGSC A4, 1080 nucleotides long. RefSeq names its product NAD(P)-dependent alcohol dehydrogenase. Lineage: Eukaryota; Fungi; Ascomycota; Eurotiomycetes; Eurotiales; Aspergillaceae. The coding region runs from base 1 to 1080 and encodes 359 amino acids. The record is from RefSeq and is a predicted model, not a curated record. The transcript has 2 exons. Gene Ontology annotation, molecular function: zinc ion binding; cinnamyl-alcohol dehydrogenase activity; alcohol dehydrogenase (NADP+) activity.
AUGUCCACCGACUACAAGUUCGAAGGAUGGCUUGGCCUUGAUGCCGGUUCCGUUGAUGGCAAGAUGCAGUGGAAGGAGUUUGAGCCAAAGCCCUGGGAGGAGACCGACGUCGACAUCAAGAUCUCCCACUGCGGUAUUUGCGGUUCAGACCUGCACACUCUGCGCAGCGGAUGGGGCCCCACAAACUACCCCUGCUGCGUGGGCCAUGAAAUCGUCGGUACAGCUGUCCGCGUCGGCUCUCAAGUGAAGCACAUCAAAGUUGGCGACCGCGUCGGUGUUGGCGCGCAGAGCGAGUCCUGCGUCGGCCGCAAAGGCGAGUGCAACGAAUGCGCAACCUCCAACGAGCCCUACUGCACCAAACACUUCGCCGGGACAUACAACGGUGUUUUCAUGAACGGAGGCAAGUCCUACGGUGGCUACGCCCUAUACAACCGCUCUCCCGCGCACUUCGCCAUCAAGAUCCCUGACGCUAUUCCCUCCGCCCACGCGGCGCCCAUGAUGUGUGGUGGUGUCACCGUCUACUCCCCGCUUAAGCACUACGGCUGCGGACCUGGAAAGACGGUUGGUAUUAUUGGAAUCGGUGGACUUGGCCACUUUGGUGUCCUUUUCGCUAAAGCCCUCGGUGCGGACCGCGUCGUUGCGAUCUCGCGCAAAUCGGAUAAGCGCGCCGAUGCGCUGAAGCUGGGCGCAGACGAGUACGUCGCGACCGCCGAGGAUACAGAGUGGAUGGCGAACAACAAGCGCUCGCUCGACCUGAUUGUUUGCACUGUCUCAUCAUCCAAGAUGCCCAUCAACGACUACGUCUCCCUACUCAAGGUCGACGGCACCAUGAUCCAAGUCGGUGCUCCUGAGGAUGGAGCUCUGACUAUUCCGGCUUUCACGCUCAUUGCCAACCGCGUUAAGCUCGGAGGUUCGUUGAUUGGCUCUCCUGACACCAUCCGUGAGAUGCUGGAGCUUGCCGCGGAGAAGGGUGUCAAGCCCUGGGUGGAGGAGCGGCCCAUGAAGGAUGCGAACCAGGCCAUCAAGGAUAUGGAUGCUGGUGAUGCCCGGUACCGCUAUGUUCUGGUCAAUGACCACUAA